This is a messenger RNA of Diaporthe batatas, 1512 nucleotides long. RefSeq lists its product as uncharacterized. Lineage: Eukaryota; Fungi; Ascomycota; Sordariomycetes; Diaporthales; Diaporthaceae. The coding region runs from base 140 to 1042 and encodes 300 amino acids. The record is from RefSeq and is a predicted model, not a curated record. The transcript has a single exon.
CUUUGGCCAUCUUUACCUUCUCCUUCGCUUAGAACCAAUACCCGUGCCGCUUUUCCCGAAGAUUCUUCGUUCUCCUGUGGGAAUUGUGAGGCAAUCAGAGAGCCGGAUGGAACGACAAACCCCCUGAGCAGUGGGAAGAAUGCCGCCAACGCAAGCAGAGAUUGCCAGCGCCAAGGCAGACCUGGCCGUGCUGCUCACGAAGCAGUUCCAGGACGACAUCAACCAGCUGCGCGACGCCCUGGACAGCGCAAACCAGCUGGUGGCGCUGCUGAAGACCGAGAAUGCGACCCUAAAGUACGCGCUCAAGGAGGCCGUGGAGGACUACGACUUCGACGCCAACAUCCCGCCCAUCACGCGCGCCAGGAACGGCAGCGCGGGCGUCCCCGAGGCGGAGGGCUGGGGCCUGCAGCGGCCGCCGCCCGAGGGCACCAUCUUCUGCAACGGCGGCGCGUACGGCGCCAAGAGGGACAACCGGCAGCUCAUGCAGGAGGUCAACCGCUGGACCCAGGCCCACGGCUACAAGGUCAACAUCUACCGCAGCAAGCUGUCCGGCACCAAGGUCAAGAUGAUGAUCAGCUGCUCCCUGGGCGGGAGGUCCAGGGACCUCGCCCUGCGGCGUGAAGGCGCCGAGGCCGAGGCGGAAAGGGCGAGGGCGAUGGGGUUCCAUGCGUUCGUCCUCCCGGAUGCCAAUGCCGCGCAGGCGGGCCAGGUUCAGUUAGGACAGACGCAACAGCCUGAUGGUGCUGGUCCUUCGGCGCCGGCGAAGAGGCCGAGGAAGAAGAUGGCGCCGCGCCGGAAGGACUGCCCGCUGAGGUUCAUAUUGCAGGAGCUCGUCGCCGGGAGCGGGGCCUUUGUUGUGAAACAUGCCGAGCUGCCCUCACAACAACGGUGCAACCACGAGCCACAGGUCAAGUUCGCAGCCGACCCGAAAGCCUCGGCCUCGGCUUCGGCGGCCGGGCAGGACGAGGGGCAGGACGAGGGGCAGGAGGAGUUGGAUACGGACGCGGAGGGUGAAGAGGAUGACUCUGAGCUUGAAGAAUGAUUCAUGGCUUGUCUGACAAUGGUAUUUUCUUGAACUUGUGUAUGUGAGACCGGGACUUGUGGCCUGCGCCCGUCAACGGACAGGGUUUCACACCUGAUGCGCGUGGUCUUUCGCAUGUACGAAGACUGCUGAGGUCGUAAUAGGUUUCUGAAACCCGUCAAAUUGAGCUUCCGAAAUGGUCAAACGGGAAGCCGCACGGUCUGACCUGUUCGCAUGGAACUCAAGCAGACACGGAGCGAAGGCAUAGCUCAGAAUGCAUUGCAAUGCGAAUUCGAACCGCUAGCGGGGUAACGAUUCCAACAGCAGGAACCCCGAUCUCAUGCAAGAUAGGUGUGCAUCAUGCGGAGGCUUUACCCGGGUUCGCCUCGCGCAAGGUUACGUCUGUCAGGGUACAUCGUGGUCGUUGAGACAUUGCAAUUGUGACUCCGCCCUAUGACUACGCGCCCUCUUACCCUCAGGUAGCACUAAAC